Molecule: messenger RNA, 2096 nt
Organism: Papilio machaon (common yellow swallowtail)
Lineage: Eukaryota; Metazoa; Arthropoda; Insecta; Lepidoptera; Papilionidae
Gene: RSG7
Product: regulator of G-protein signaling 7
Exons: 15
Coding region: 91-1773 (560 amino acids)
Biological process (GO): intracellular signal transduction; G protein-coupled receptor signaling pathway; regulation of G protein-coupled receptor signaling pathway
Source: RefSeq, a predicted model, not a curated record
UAAUUAUAGUGUUUUUCGCUGAGUCUUUUAAUUAAAUAUGAUAAUUGUGAAUUAGUGUUUUUCGAAAACUGUGUCGAUUCGGAUUCUAAAAUGGUUACGAUGAAUUCAUCAGAAAAGGUUGGGCAGAAAGCCAUUCAACAAGGACCCUCUAGAGAGUCGAAAUGUGUGAAAGAAGACAAAGAUAUCCACAAAGAGAAGGAGAAGAAAGAAGUAGCUAUUGCCAAUCUGCCGCCAAAUGUACAAGCUUUGAUGUCGACAAUACCUUCACCGGAAGAAUCACCCAACUAUCUGAUUUAUAAAAAGAUGGAAGCCAUUGUAGAGAAGAUGCAGGAUGAAACCACAGGUGUGCCGGUGAGGACUGUCAAGAGCUUCAUGAGUAAAAUACCUUCGGUGUUCACCGGCUCAGAUCUGGUGGCAUGGAUAAUGCGUCACUUUCGUCUGGAAGAUACCUGGGAAGCGCAGCACUUGGCACAUCUUCUCGCUGCACAUGGUUACCUGUUCCCUAUAGAUGAUCAUUGCUUGACUGUCAAAAAUGAUAACACUUAUUACAGAUUCCAGACCCCAUAUUUCUGGCCCUCUAACCAAUGGGAGCCGGAGAACACUGACUAUGCGGUGUACCUCUGUAAGCGGACGAUGCAGAACAAAGCUCGCCUGGAGCUGGCUGACUACGAGGCGGAGUCUCUGGCCAGGCUUCAGAAGAUGUUCAGCAGGAAGUGGGAGUUUAUAUUCAUGCAGGCGGAGGCUCAGAGCAAGGUUGAUAAGAAAAGAGAUAAAUUGGAAAGGAAAGUGUUGGACAGUCAGGAGAGGGCGUUCUGGGAUGUUCAUAGACCUAUGCCGGGCUGCGUGAAUACAACAGAAUUGGAUCCAAAGAAAUUGUCUCGUAUAAAUGCGUUAAAAGCUAGACGAUUACGUCAAUGCCAAGAAUUAUUGUUACAACAUAAUAUAAAGACCAAUCCGAUAGUAACAAUCACAAACCCACAAGAAAGUGAAGAGGAAAUACAGAAGAAUGCUGAAAUCAAUACUGUCAAAGAAAAUGGCGAGACAUCGGCAGUGAUAGAGCAAGGGGAAACCAUAGAGCAAGAUAUAGAGCAGCAGAUUGAGACAGCACGGCGACAGGUUGCGGUACUGAAGGCUCGGCUCGAGAGGAGAAAUGUACGCGUCAGUAAAGUGGCAGAUAUGUUUAUAUCAUUCUGUGAACAAUAUGCUGAAUAUGAUCCAUUCUUAACACCACCGGAAUGGCCCAAUCCAUGGAUCAAUGACACCACCGAGCUAUGGGAUCAAGAGAAACAAUGCAAAGACCCGUUGCCCUCCCGUCGGGUACGUCGCUGGGCUUUCGGUCUUCGUGAGCUUCUGCAGGAUACUGCAGGAAGGGAACACUUCGCCAAGUUCUUGUCUAAGGAGUUCAGUGGCGAGAACCUCAAGUUCUGGUUGUCUGUACAAGAGUUGAAAUCAUUACCAAUAAGUCGCGUUGCGUCUCGCGCUAAAGACAUAUGGAAGGAGUAUCUCGCAGCGGACGCGCCCUCACCUGUCAACAUUGAUGCUGCCAGUCGAGAAUUGACAAGAGUGAAAGUGGAGUUGGGAAAACCGGAUAGAUAUUGUUUCGAUCAAGCACAGGCUCACGUGUAUCAUUUAAUGAAGUCAGACAGUUAUUCCAGAUAUCUGCGUUCAGAAAUGUACAAAGAUUAUCUGAAUGGAGCUAAAAAGAAGACAUCAGUGAAAGGGAUCAGAUCUAUAGUAUCUUUUACAGGCCGUAAGGAACAAUCUGCCAACUAAAUGUACACGAUUUUGUCUGAAUUCAGUCAUUUAUAUUGUAACUAGAUUUAAAAAAAAAGUACAGAAAAACUAUCAAAACUCAAUUACAUUACUUAUAUAUGUCAAAAAUCGCAUAUUUGUUAUGUCACGUGACAGCUGUCAGUGUUUCAAUGUCUAUGGUAGAUAUUAUCUGUGUUUCAUUUGACAGUUGGUGUCAAAAUGAUUUGUAUUUUAGGCGGUUUACAGUCUGACAAAGUUAUAACCCGGUGGAAAUAAGUGACACUUAUUCUCCCUUGACCCUCCCGACAAUGUCACAAGAUUCAUGUCGGACUUUAACUGUAAUG